AUGGCGGGUCGAGAAGCUCUGGUGUGGAUCGAUUGUGAGAUGACGGGGCUGGACGUCGACCGCGAAGAGAUCAUUGAAAUCUUCUGCAUCAUCACCACCGGCACGCUGGAUGUGGUCGACAAGGAUGGUUGGGGAACGGUGGUGCACCAAUCCAAGGAGCGCAUGGACAUGAUGGACGAGUGGUGCACCCGGACACACGAGAAGAGCGGGUUGACGGCGGCCGUGCUGGCGUCGAAGGUGACCCACGAGCAGGCGGCUGACGAGCUUCUCGCCUACAUCAAGAAGCACAUCCCGGAACGAGGCGCCAUCCUUGCUGGGAACAGCGUGCACGCGGAUCGCGCGUUUCUCCGGAAAGAACCCUACAAGAAGGUGGUUGACUAUCUGCAUCACCGAAUCCUGGAUGUGAGCUCCAUCAAGGAGGCGGCACGUCGGUGGUGUCCGAAGAAGAUUAUCCAUAAUGCGCCGCAUAAGCAGGGUCUUCAUCAAGCCAAAGAGGAUAUCCUCGAAAGCAUCGCUGAGGCGCGAUACUACAAGGAGGUCAUCUUCCCUGCCGACGAUUAG
This is a messenger RNA of Anthostomella pinea, 561 nucleotides long. Lineage: Eukaryota; Fungi; Ascomycota; Sordariomycetes; Xylariales; Xylariaceae. The record is from the annotation of a GenBank genome assembly.